Sinocyclocheilus grahami is the source of this 2802-nucleotide messenger RNA. RefSeq names its product RUN domain-containing protein 3A. The record is from RefSeq and is a predicted model, not a curated record. The transcript is spliced from 11 exons. The coding region runs from base 180 to 1664 and encodes 494 amino acids. NCBI's taxonomy places the organism in Eukaryota, Metazoa, Chordata, Actinopteri, Cypriniformes, Cyprinidae.
CGCGGCACUGGAAAGGUCUGUGCGUCCUUCAUGCGCAUCUCAGCCUUACAGCAGGACCCACCUGGAAUAACAUUUCCAGUUAAUUCAUUUGAUUAAUUUGACCUCAUAGUUGAAGUGCUGGGAGUUGAAAGAAACGUGAAUCAUCCUAAAAUGAUUUUGCUGAUCCGGUGAAUGCUCAGAUGAGGUCAGUAUAUAGGAGGGGUGCAGACGGUCGCCAUCAGUGUCUCUCUUUAACAGCGCUCAAGGAGAAAGCCUCAGUUCGUCUGCACUGUAAUAGUGGAGAAUGGCGUUUUCAAACCGACUAUCUUCACCUGUCAUGCCUCGUCUCUGAAUGCGGUUGUGUGUGUAUUUGUGGCGUAAGGGAGGGGUCCAGUGGGAUGGAGCAGAGUUUCAUGCAGUCCGCGAUGGCAAUGGGUGCACAGUCCAAGAAAGGCUUCUCCAGGAGCAUCGCCGUGGAGAGAAAAAACCUCAUCACGGUUUGUAGGUUUUCAGUGAAGACACUGCUAGAGAAGUACACAGCAGAGCCCAUCGAUGACUCGUCUGAGGAGUUCAUUAACUUUGCUGCUAUUCUGGAACACAUCCUCAGCCACCGCUUUAAAGGCUCUGGCAGCUGGUUUGAUGGUCAGCGCAGUUUUUGGGACUUCAUCCGUCUGGCCUGCAGUAAAGUGCUCAAUAACUGCAUAAGCAGCAUUGAGAACAUGGAGAACAUCAACUCCUCACGAGCAAAGGGCAGAGCAUGGCUACGGGUUGCACUGAUGGAGAAACGGCUAUCUGAAUACAUCGCCACAGCUUUGCGAGAUAGCCGCACCACCAGGCGGUUCUACGAUGAAGGUGCCAUAAUGUUGCGAGAAGAAGCAACUGUUUUGACCGGAAUGCUCAUCGGACUUGGAGCAAUUGACUUCAGUUUCUGUUUGAAAGGGGAGGCUCUGGAUGGGAAGUCUGAGGCUGUUAUUGACUACACUCCUUAUCUGAAAUUUACACAAAGUUAUGAUUACCUUAGUGACGAUGAGGACGGUCAGAGCGUGGACAGCAGUAACAGUGAUGACAGUAUUGAGCAUCCGUACAUCCCUCUGAUCACUGAUGAGGAGAGCUGGAGGAACAAGUGCCGCAAGAUGGAGCAGAGGUUCAAGAUCGUCAAUGCGCAAAAGGGGUACCUUGAGGAGCUGGUAAGGUUGCGGGAAUCUCAGCUGAAGAAUGUGGAGUUGGAGAAUAAGAAACUAACAGCUGGACUAGAAGAACUGCAGCUGCAGAGCCAGAAAGAGAAGAGAGAACUGGAGAACAUCAUUCUGGAGCUGCAGGAACAACUGACAAGUCUGAUUCCAGGCGAAUCACAUCCACUCUCUAAGGAUUUGCCAAUCCCUCUUGUUAACCAAUGGCCAUCACUCCAAAACUACAACAACCAGGAGGACAGGAAACUGUACUACAGGGGUAGUUUCCCCAGCCCGGAGCCACAUAUAAGCCUAACCACAGAUUCUCAGAGGAUGGAAACGAACCAGAAUGGAAAAGCCUGGUGCACAGCAGAAAAAGACUACACUCCCUCUAUGUUAGGUCUGUGUGGUUCUCUGUCCUCUUUACCCAGCUGUAAGUCCCUGCCAAGCCUGAGGUCAACAGAGUGCCUGGUAAACAUCAGCGCAGAGCCCAGUCCUGCUCUAACCCCCAGCUAGGGACCACCAAGUGAGACCAAGCAGAGAAAAACUGCACAGUCAGCUAAGACAUCCAAAGAUACUAUGGCUCGGCUACAGCCUGUGUAAUACCUGUUACACUAAUUCUCAUGAAAGUAUCAUUGAUAAGAUAUAGCUAGACCUCUGUAGUUAUGACAAGAGGUAUUUUCUCACAGAUUUACCGUCAGAGCUUUUCAGAUGCAGAUAUCUCUGAAUGUCUUUGCUGUUCAAACCUUUCUCCUGACUUGUUGUGAUAUCCAGUGAAGGUAUGCACUGACAGACUUCACAAAACUGACAAGUUUUCACUACAACUUCAUGUGUCAAAGCCCAACACAGCUUUCCCACAUUCUGUUGCCCUUUAAAAUCUCUUAUGGGAACAUGCAUACUUACAGAACACAUAUAAACAAAACCGGUCAGACACAUACAGCCAGAAAUUAACCAUGAAAAUGUGUGAAAGAAAGCAUAUUAUAGUUACAAUAAUUAGUAUUUUGACAUUAUCAUCACUUGUUUUUUUAAUUCUCACAUUUCAAUCAUCUAAACAUCCCUCCUCUGCCAAACAUCAUGCAAGAACUAAAAAGAUGUGUAUGUCUUUAAGUCUGCUGUACAAUUACAGUGGUAAUAAAAUGAAAGACAUUUCUGGAAUAGCUGCCUUAUUCCUCUUUUCUUGCCUCUUGAAGUAAGUUUGAAGAUGGGAUCACUCUGCACAUGAUGGCAGUAUAAUAUUGCUGAAUGACUGACAGUGAGUGAAGUAAACAAAUGGGCCAGUGUAUAUCUGCAUACUGUGGUAUUGUACUGUAUGUUUGACAUCUAUUUGGCAUCUGUUGUUGCAUCAUUACAAUAUGUCUGCAAUGUGUGGGCCACUGUCAUUUUCAGUAUAUUAGCAGCAGAUUUGAAACCUUGCAUUGAUUUUAAUCGCAUUGGCAUCAUAUAAAACUGAUAAGCUAGAUUUCCUCCCUCCAUUGUCAGUGUAAUUGAAAGUCUACUUGUUUGAGAAUGUGUGUGUUGUGUUAGACAUCUCUUCACCCUCAGUUAGCGUUAAAUUAGUUUAAUUCAUUGCACAUUUUUUCUUUGUUUGUAAAGCCAUUGGAAACUAUGCUGUUUGUCACUUAAAAUCGCAAUAAAACUGCCUUUUUUGUCCUAA